GUGUGAAUCUGCUGCCUUGAUAUUCAAGACAAUUUUUGCCCCACACUCAAAUAUCCAAAAAUUCCCUACCUCCAAAAAAUGGGGGGGAAAACUGCCCUGGCUUUUCAAACUUGAGCCCCACCAAAAAUCGCCGCCAAACCAGCGCAACGUCAACCCAUCGCGACGACAACCCACGGCCAUUUCUGUCAUCCACCGCACCCAUCACCAGACGAGCUGAACCUGCGGAAUCAAAUCAACCACAUACUGUCAAGAUGGCUGCCGUUCAACAGAAGCAUGACUGGGCCGACGAUGACGAGCUCGAGGAGACCUCCACCGAACUCCCGCCCCCUCAGAAGAUCACCAACAAGGAUGGCAGCACGACCAUCAUCGAGUACCGCCUGAACGACAACGGCCAGAAGGUCAAGACCACACGACGCAUCCGCUACAUCACCCACCGUGAGGUCGUCAACCCCCGCGUCGCUGAGCGCAAGUCGUGGACCAAGUUCGGCCUCAGCGUCAAGGACGGCGCCGGCCCGGCCCCCGACACCACCUCGGUCGGCGAGAACAUCAUCUUCAAGCCUUCCUUCAACUGGCGCCAGGACGCCAAGGACGAGAGCAAGGACCCCAACGCCCAGGCCAUGAAGGACAAGUUGAAGGACAAGAAGGUCAAGUGCCGUAUUUGCAACGGCGAGCAUUUCACCGCCCGCUGUCCCUACAAGGACACCAUGGCCCCCAUCGGCGAGGCCGGCGCUGCCGCCGACGUCGCCGCCAGUGCUGCUGACGAGGCUGCUGCCGCUUCCCAGGGUGCGGCGGGCGCGGGCAAGAAGGGCUCGUACGUGCCACCUGCGCUGCGUGGUGCCGGUGGGGCCGCGGCUGCUGGAGAGAGGAUGGGCGGCAAGUACGGCGAGCGCGACGAUCUCGCCACUCUCAGAGUUACCAACGUCUCCGAGAUGGCCGAGGAACAAGAGCUUCGCGAUAUGUUCGAACGGUUCGGUCGCGUCACUCGUGUCUUCCUUGCCAAGGAUCGCGAUACGGGUCUUGCCAAGGGCUUCGCCUUCAUCAGUUUCGCGGAUCGCAGCGACGCUGUCAAGGCUUGCGCCAAGAUGGACGGUUUCGGUUUCAGGCAUUUGAUCCUUAGGGUUGAGUUCGCGAAGAAGGCUGCGUAAACGUUAAUGGGUCUUCUAGACGGACGAAGAGGCGGAGGAGAGGGAGGAAGGGGUUAGAGGAACGAGGGAGGAAGCAGCGAUGUUAUGGAUCCUAAUGCGGUCUGCACAAGGAAGUGCAUCAUAAAAAUGGGAAAGGACUCCUUGAUACUACUAUCACUUGAUCUGGUUCCUGUCUCUUCUUGCUGUGGGAGUCCAUAC
Molecule: messenger RNA, 1343 nt
Organism: Neurospora hispaniola
Lineage: Eukaryota; Fungi; Ascomycota; Sordariomycetes; Sordariales; Sordariaceae
Product: translation initiation factor 3, RNA-binding subunit
Exons: 4
Coding region: 252-1145 (297 amino acids)
Cellular component (GO): cytoplasm; eukaryotic translation initiation factor 3 complex
Molecular function (GO): translation initiation factor activity; RNA binding
Source: RefSeq, a predicted model, not a curated record